GCAGGAUGGACCAUGACGGGCUGGGAGACAGGGAGAGGGGGGUGAGGAACGGCAGGCGCAGGUACGCGGAAGAGGAAGACGAAGAUCACCACUCCAUCUACAUCGGGGUCCCAGAGCCCCGCGGUUACCGUCGGAAACGCCGGCGGAGGCGCUCCACGUCGAGUCGAGACAACGGCGAGGGCGAGCGAGAGAGGCACUACGAGAGAGCGAGGCAGCAGCAGACGCAGCCCUCCGACACGGACGAGGGGGGCAGGGGCCACUCUCCGACCCCUGCCGCCACGGACGACAUCAACCGCACCAUUUCCCCAGCUGCAGAGCGCCUGCGCUAUAUCCUGGGGGAGGAUGAUGAGCUACCAAACCCCACCCUCUUCACAGAGAUGGACACACUGCAGCACGACGGGGAUGAGCUGGAGUGGAAAGAGUCUGCCAGGUGGGUGAAGUUCGAGGAGAAGGUGGAGGAGGGAGGGGAGAGGUGGAGUAAGCCGCACGUCUCCACCCUGUCUCUGCACAGCCUGUUUGAGUUGAGGACCUGUCUACAGACCGGGACCGUCCUGCUGGACCUGGAGGGCUACUCCCUACCACAGAUCAUAGACGAUAUAAUCGAGAAGCAAGUGGAGGACGGGCUGAUCAAGGCUGAGCUCCGGGACAAGAUCAGCUUUGUGUUGCUACGGAAACACCGUCACCAGACCAAGAAGCCUAUCCACCGAUCACUGGCGGACAUGGGCAAGUCCGUCUCCUCCCCCUCCAACCGCAGCCCCAGUCGAAGCCCCAGUGCCGGGGCUAAUCUCCACCGCUCCUCCGAGGACUUGAGAACGAGGCAGGCCGGUAGUUACGGACGCCUACGUCAAGCUCACAGCCGCAGUAUGAAUGAUAUCUCGGACACCCUGAGCACAGACCAGCUGAAGAACAAGUUCAUGAAGAAGAUCCCUCGCGAUGCCGAGGCCUCCAACGUGCUGGUCGGGGAAGUGGAUUUCUUGGACAAGCCCUUUGUGGCGUUCGUCAGGCUGGCACAGGCCACCACACUGGGGGGCCUCACGGAGGUACCCGUGCCCACCAGGUUCCUGUUUGUAUUGCUGGGUCCUCAGGGUAAAGGAAAGUCCUAUAAUGAAAUCGGCAGAGCCAUCGCCACACUCAUGGUGGAUGACCUGUUCAGUGAUGUGGCCUAUAAAGCGCGGGAUCGUGAUGACCUCAUCGCGGGGAUCGAUGAGUUUCUGGAUGAGGUCAUCGUCCUGCCCCCGGGGGAGUGGGACCCCACCAUCCGCAUCGAGCCCCCCAAGAAGAUCCCCUCCGCCGAAAAGAGGAAGUCGGUGUUCUCUCUGAACGAGGCUGGUCAGAUGAACGGCUUGGUGGGCGGGGGGGGCGGGCCCAGUGAUGACGAGGAGAUGCCAGCGCCGCACGAGCUGGGAGAGGAGCUGCAGUGGACUGGGAGGUUCUGUGGAGGUCUGUACCUGGAUUUGAAGCGCAAGCUGCACUGGUUCCCCAGCGAUUUCUACGAUGGGAUUCACAUCCAGUCCAUCUCUGCCAUCCUCUUCAUCUACCUGGGCUGCAUCACCAACGCCAUCACCUUCGGGGGGCUGCUGGGGGAUGCCACCGACAACUAUCAGGGUGUGAUGGAGAGUUUCAUUGGCACAGCAAUGGCUGGAUCAGUCUUUUGUUUCUUUGCUGGGCAGCCUCUCAUCAUCCUCAGCAGCACAGGACCCAUCCUGAUCUUUGAGAAGCUGCUCUUUGACUUCAGCAAGGGCAAUGAUAUUGACUACAUGGAGUUCAGGCUGUGGAUUGGUCUGCACUCCUGCCUGCAGUGUCUCAUCCUGGUCGCCACGGACGCCAGCUUCAUCAUCAAGUACAUCACACGCUUCACCGAGGAAGGCUUCUCCACCCUCAUCUCCUUCAUCUUCAUCUACGACGCCAUCAAGAAGAUGAUCGGAGCCUUCAAGUACUACCCCAUCAACUCGGAGUUCAAGCCGGACUACGUGACUGCGUACAAGUGCGAGUGCGUGGCUCCAGACCCAGUGGCUGCAUUGAUCUUCAAUGGUUCAGCUCCAUUUGCUCCAAACGACACUAAUGUUUCUGUGUACAAUCCUGUCAAUGCCACAGCGCUGGACUGGAGCCAGCUCAGUAAGAAGGAGUGUCUGAAGUACGGAGGCAGUCUGGUGGGUAACACCUGUAAGUACGUGCCUGACCUGGCCCUCAUGUCCUUCAUCCUCUUCUUCGGAACCUACUCCAUGACCGUCUCGCUCAAGAAGUUCAAGUUCAGCCGUUACUUCCCCACCAAGCUCCGUAAACUAAUCAGCGACUUCUCAAUCUUCAUGUCCAUAAUGAUGUUUGUGGGUCUUGAUAUGCUUGUGGGACUGAACACCCCCAAGCUCAUAGUGCCGACAGAGUUCAAGCCGACCCGUGCGGACCGUGGCUGGUUUGUCCUGCCCUUUGGGAAGAACCCCUGGUGGGUGUACGUGGCCAGCGCCGUGCCCGCCCUCCUCGUCACCAUCCUCAUCUUCAUGGACCAGCAGAUCUCUGCAGUCAUCGUCAACCGCAAGGAGCACAAGCUCAAGAAGGGCUGUGGCUACCACAUGGACCUGUUCUGGGUGGGGCUGCUGAUGGCGGCCUGCUCCUUCAUGGGGCUCCCCUGGUACGUCGCUGCCACCGUCAUCUCGAUCGCUCACAUCGACAGCCUGAAGAUGGAGACGGAGUCCAGCGCACCCGGAGAGCAGCCCCAGUUUCUGGGGGUCCGGGAGCAGAGGUUAACUGGGAUCGUUGUGUUCAUCCUGACCGGAGUCUCUAUCUUCCUGGCUCCUAUUCUGCAGUACAUCCCCAUGCCAGUGCUGUACGGAGUCUUCCUCUACAUGGGCGUGGCCUCUCUCAAUGGAAUCCAGUUCUGGGAUCGCUGUAAGCUCUACCUCAUGCCUGCCAAGCACCAGCCGGACUACACCUUCCUCCGUCACGUGCCGCUGCGCCGGGUCCACCUCUUCACCGUGGUGCAGAUCGUCUGCCUCACCGUGCUCUGGGUUCUCAAGUCCACCAUGGCAGCCAUCAUCUUCCCAGUCAUGAUCCUGGGCCUGAUCAUCGUUCGUAAGAUGCUUGACUGGGUCUUCUCUCAGCAUGACCUGGCCUGGCUGGACGAUAUCCUCCCAGAGAAAGACAAGAAGAAGGAGGAGGACAAGAAGAAAAAGAAGAAGAAGAAGAAGAAUGGGAGAGGAGAAGAGGGAGACAGUGAGGACGAGUCUAAACCCCCCGUUCCUGUAAAGAUCCCAAUGGACACCCUGCAGCCUGACCCUGUCAACAGCUCUCCUUCUCCAGGCAGAGAAGGGCCGCCCGCAGUCUAACUGCUCUCCCAGCGAGUCUGAGCUGGAUCGCAGGUACUGUGUCCUGAACAUUCGCGUACCUUACAAUGAAAUGAUGCAGCCAGGCGCGGACCAGCUCAACUGGGGGGGCCACUACCAGUGAGAGGCUGUAACCACCCGGGAUUACAGAACCCACCCCCAACACCCCCCCGCCAUUAAAUUCCAUUGGUAUAGCCCAGUAGGAAUUAAUACCCUUGGAAAAGUUUCCUGUAGUAAAAGCAUAGUGAAAGCAUGGUAAAGCAUAGGUGAACAUUGUACAGAGAGGUAAGGUAAAGCAUAUUAAUAAGCAAACCGGGAUAAACCCUUAUAAAAGUUUCCCACACAGUAAAAGCACAGCAAAGCGUAAUAAAGCACAGUGAAAGCAUAGGGAAGCAUUAGUGAGCAUUGUAAAGCCCUGAAAGGGGAAAGCAUAUUAAAUUAACAUGGGAGACCAUGGUAGACUCUGCUGAGUCACAGGAAAAGCACAGGGAAAACUGCAUAAUAUUACUGUGCAAAUGUUCCGAGGUAAACUGUUGUAAGGGUAGUUACUGAAGUCAGGUAUAUUCCUAGAUCUAACCAGUGGAGGAUCUAGGAAUUGCGUACCAAGGCAGUGAAAAUCUAACAGUCUCUUUACUUUCAGUCUGGAACUGAAGUUUUAGAGACAGUAGAGGGUUGAUUUAGGGGGUGCUUGGAUCCGUUUAGAUCAAUUGGACGCACCCACGCAAGGAUCUUUAUCAGAUUUCAUCCCAAAUUUGUAAAAAAAAAUUACACCAAGAAAAUCUAUGACUUUUCAUGUAUGUAAGUAAAAAUAAUAGAUUUAGAGUAAUGUGGGGCUGUCUGUUUAACAUACUGCUAAAUUCAGGAGCCGAUCUUCAGUUCUAGUUGCCUGUCUUAGUGAUAGAAGCCAAUUCUGACUUAUUUUUGUUUUGCUGGCAAUACCCUAGCUGUGCACUAGAUGGCGCCGGAACAUACUGAAAUUAAGACACUUUGGCCGAUCUAGCCCGCAUUACACACGUCUACGGCACUGUCAACACAAAAUUAUAUAAUCAAGUGCUGAAUUAACUAUUUAGAACAAUUGCCACAUCACAAAACUGUAAGGGAAGAGUAAUGUGAUGUUAAGCUCCUAAUAUAUAAUAGUGCAGCGCUAGCAUUUGUGAUGUUAAUCGGUUGACCCUACCCCUGUUUGCAACAAUGAAAGCUUUUUUGUUGUUGAGGUUGUUUCCAGCAGUCUACUGAACUGAUUUGAUCUGGAAUCGGUCCCCACAGUCGCUGCCCUUCAGCUCCCAGUGCCUGAUCUGUAGCCACACAGCAGCCAGGCUGUCAAACAUGGUUUCUAGGUGGGGCUGCUUCAUCCCAGACAGUUAUUCCAACCAAAUCUCCCCAGUGUGUCUAGUUGUGCUUUGUAAGUUUGCGCUGCUUUCCAGCACAUCAUUGACCACAGGAUUUGUUGUGUUGCUUUGGUCUCAUACCGAAGUUGUCGAGUCUAACGAGUCUAAAGCUUAUUUUCCAGGGAUCGAAAUAAGACGUUCCAGGUUUUAUUAAGAGCUUAAUUAGCCCCAGUGUGUACAGGUAUUAUUAUUAUUUAUUUCUUCGCAGACGCCCUUAUCCAGGGCAACUUACAAUUGUUACAAGAUAUCACUUUAUUUUUAAAUACAAUUACCCAUUUAUCCAGUUGGGUUUUUACUGGAGCAAUCUAGGUAAAGUACCUUGCUCAAGGGUACAGCAGCAGUGUCCCCCACCUGGGAUUGAACCCACGCCCCUCCGGUCAAGAGUCCAGAGCCCUAACCACUACUCCACACUGCUGCCUGGGUAACAAGCUCAGGUGUGUUUUUUUUUAAACUCAUAGUAAAACCUGGAAUGGAUCAAACUGCUAUGCAAAAGGAGUCUUAUUUCCAUCCUUGUUUUCCCUUGCCGCUGUAAUCGUCUCCAUUGACAAUAAGGCUUGUUUAUUUAUCAGAGACCUGUGUGCGGAAUUGAAAGUUACGUGGGAUGCCGAUAGGUCAGAAAACUGAAUUAUUUCCUCAGUGCAGCUAUUUAUUAUUAUUAUUAUUAUUAUUAUUAUUAUUAUAAGUAGUACUAUUAAGUUUGCUCCAAUAUAUAAAAAGCAGGAACAUAGGCCUAUAUAGCAUGCAUUUAAAAAAAAAAAUCAAAUGGUAAUAAUAAUGAAUUAAGUUUUGUCUAUUGUCUGUUAAAAACCUAAUACUGGAUCUUUAUUACUCCAUAAAGUUACCCUUUUUUAAAUCUUUUUUUAUCUCUUCACAUCUUCUCCUAUUCUGAGCCCAUUCCUGCCCUGAGAAUGCUGUAACCCCUUCUCCACACCUGAGAUCCGAAUGAACCUGCUUGCAGAGGGAGGGGAGGGCAGUCACUGGAACAGCACAGUGCUUUACUACCCAUUCUCCACACUGAGAUCCGAAUGAACCUGCUUGCAGAGGGAGGGGAGGGCAGUCACUGGAACAGCACAGUGCUUUACUACCCAUUCUCCACACUGAGAUCCAAAUGAACCUGCUUGCAGAGGGAGGGGAGGGCAGUCACUAGAACAGCACAGUGCUUUACUACCCAUUCUCCACACUGAGAUCCGAAUGAACCUGCUUGCAGAGGGAGGGGAGGGCAGUCACUAGAACAGCACAGUGCUUUACUACCCAUUCUCCACACUGUGACCUGAAUGAACCUGCUUGCAGAGGGAGGGGAGGGCAGUCACUGGAACAGCACAUUCAGAACGGGGUUCAGGGCAGGGGACACCUCAGUAAUCUGUCGUCAGGGAGGAUAAUUUGUCUUGGGAGGGCUCAGCUUUGACAUUGGAAUUUGCAUAUUACAAACACCUGCUUUUAAAUCUGGAUCUGAUUACAGCGUGCAAUAGGCAGGGUCAGCUAGACCGGGUUUGACUUUCUGGCUGCAGUCUAAUAGAGCCCCACAAGAGCAGCUACUGCCUCCCCAGUGUCUGAACAACUACAAAAAAAAAGUUAAAAUUGAAUUUAAAAAAAUAAUUUUCAAACCCAGGAUUUCGAUUUUAAAUAAAUGAAAUGUGAUCAGUCCAGAGCUGACAGUCAAAGAGAAGGAGGGGCGAUACCUUUUAUUGGACUAACUGUGUGGUCCAGGACUGUGGUACAGGAGGCUGUGUGGUCCAGUGGUUAAAGAAAAGGGCUUGUAACCAGGAGGUCCCCGGUUCAAAUCCAACCUCAGCCACUGACUCACUGUGUGACCCUGAGCAAGUCACUUCACCUCCUUGUGCUCCGUCUUUUGGGUGAGACGUAAUUGUAAGUGACUCUGCAGCUGAUGCAUAGUUCACACAUCCUAGUCUCUCUAGGUCGCCUUGGAUAAAGACGUCUGCUAAAUAAACAAAAUUUUAACUAAACAGUAACGAAUCGCCAGCUUUCAAGACCUCAGAGGUCUCUUCUCCUUCAGAGUAGCACAGUGAAAGCAUGGUAAAGCACAGGCCAGCAUUCGGAACAGAAAAUAGGAGGCACUUUUUUUACACAGAGAAUUGUGAGGGUCUGGAACCAACUCUCCAGUAAUGUUGUUGAAGCUGACACCCUGGGAUCCUUCAAGAAGCUGCUUGAUGAGAUUCUGGGAUCAAUAAGCUACUAACAACCAAACGAGCAAGAUGGGCCGAAUGGCCUCCUCUCGUUUGUAAACUUUCUUAUGUUCUUAUUGUAACAUCAAAUCUACUUUUCACCUGAAGAAGACUACCUUUGAGGUCUUGUGAUUUAAUUAAUGUUUAGUUAGUCCAAUAAAAGGCGUCUCCUUCUCUCUUUGUCUGUGAUUUUAAAGUCGAAACGGAAGCCAGGUUUGUUUGGUAGCGGUCUGACUCUCCCCUAGCCCGUACUAACAAGCUUGUUCUGCACUCAAUCCAGCAUCACGCUGCACCUGAAGAUCUCCUGCCCGUCAUCCUCUCCCGCUGUCAAUUACUCACGGAGCUCCAUGUGGGCCGUGCCCCAGGUGAAGAUAGAAAUGGAGUCAGACUACGAAGACACAGACACAGAUAGACAUC
Acipenser ruthenus (sterlet) is the source of this 7305-nucleotide messenger RNA. RefSeq names its product electrogenic sodium bicarbonate cotransporter 4-like. Gene Ontology annotation, molecular function: monoatomic anion transmembrane transporter activity; solute:inorganic anion antiporter activity; sodium:bicarbonate symporter activity. Bases 6 to 3320 code for a protein of 1104 amino acids. The record is from RefSeq and is a predicted model, not a curated record. The transcript has 25 exons. Lineage: Eukaryota; Metazoa; Chordata; Actinopteri; Acipenseriformes; Acipenseridae. Gene Ontology annotation, biological process: bicarbonate transport; transmembrane transport; regulation of intracellular pH. Gene Ontology annotation, cellular component: plasma membrane.